CCCCAAAUGCGUGUUUGGCCAGCUUCGUUCUGCACAGCACAGGCCCGCCGGGGGAGCAUGCCAGGUCCGGGCCGGGCCGGGCCGGGCCGGGCCGGGGGCCACCCACCCCCUCCCUCACCCCCUCCCCUUCUCCCUCUCCCAGGCCAACUGAGGCGCUUUUGAGGCGAAGACGUCACUGACGGGCGAAAGAGGAUCUGGAGAGGGGCUGUCAGGAGGUGGGCCUAACAGCACCGCAGCUGCAGGACAACUCCCGAGGGAGAAACGCCACGCCGCGCAGAGGCCGGCAAAGCCUCGCUGGCGGGUGCGGCUCCACCCCAGGCAGCCGGCACUAAAUAUAGUCCCCGGGGCAGGCCCGGGCUGGAGAGGCGGCUGGCGCGGCCUGGAUGGGCAGCCCAAGGUCACCGGCAGAGCGGCCCGGAGGAGCGCGGCGCUCGAUCCUGCGCCCGAGCCACGCCGCUUCCUGACCCGCGCAAGGGCAAGGCAAAAGCGCCGGGCGACCCGGAGGCAGCAAUCGCCCAGCCGCCGCCUUCUCCGGGGCUCCGGAGGCGCUUCGCGCUGCCAGGCCCGGGAAGGCGAAAGCGCCGAAAGUCCCUGCCCUGCCUCCCAGCCGAGCCGGGUCCACUUACAGUGCCUCCGCGGCGGGCGUUGCGAGGAGCUCAGCACCGGGAGCAGUGCGGCAGGAGAGCGUCCCAAAGCAGCCGAGGCGACGGCGGGCCCUGCGGCGCGGAGGUAGAGGGCCAUCGCGGAGGCGGGCGAAGGAAGAGGAAAGGGAGGACGUGCGAGCGGCGGCGGCGAGCACAGCACCCGGGCGGCGGGCGAGCCAGGCGUAGUCGAUGGAGCGCCCCCCCCCCCGCGCCUGCCCUGCGUCCCCCAUUGGGCCCUCCCCGGGCGGGGCGGAGCGGGGCGGCGCGGCGAGGGAGGGAUCGGGGCCGGGGAGAGCCACGCGGCGGGACGCCUCCUCCGCGCCACGUGCGCGGCGCCUUUGUUCUUUCGCGUCCCCGCGGGCGACUCGCCUGCCUGCCUCCCCCAGGCUUGUUUCCCAGCCCCCGGGCAAUUCAAAGGCAGCGCUAGCUCAGCUUUCCCCGACGACCCCCCCUUAGAUGUGCCCCCCCGAGAAGGGGCACACACACACAGUGGGGUGCCCCAGGCCCCUCGCCGCCUUCCCCCCGCCCUGUCUUUGGCCCACAGUAGCCGCAGCCCGCCAGGCGGCCCACCCCGUCGCGAGCGCCAAGGCCAGGCGCCGCUGCGAUAAGAGGCAUCCAUCAAGGAGAGAGGCGAAAGGCAGCAUCCGGUAGGCGCUACUGGUCUGGAGGUGGCGGCGGCCUGCCGGCCUUCCUGCCCUCGAGGCUCAGGGCUGAAGAGCAUCGGCAGAGCCGCCAGUCGCCCCUAAUCCGAGGGGCCGGGGCAGAGCGGAGCAGAGUCCUGCUCUGGAAAGGCAGUCACCGACGGCUCCCCAGCCCGGCAACGCGCAGUGUCCAAGAGAGGCGGCGUGGUGAUGGGCUGGCCUCCUUCUGAGGGCUCCCUCGGCGGCAUUCAGCCUGCGCGCCCCAAGAAACCAUCCCAACAGCCCAGUCCAGCCGGGGGGGGAGGCGGGGAGAGCCCCUUUGGGCAGGCAGGAGGGCCGGCGCUGGGGAGUGGCACCCACGGGGAUUACUGCCAGGCUGGGGAGGCGGGCACUGAGCACAGAGGGACCGGAGGGGUCGGCUCCUGCGCUCCGUGGGACCCAGGCUCCGCUGCUCCAGCCGCUUUUGGCGGCCAGAUCGCUGGGCUCGGCGGCUGGCUCAGACCACAGCGCCCAGUUCUUCUCCGAGAGGCCAGCCGGAUGCCCCCGUCGGAAGCCCGCAAGCAAGAUGCGAAGGCAGAGCAACGCUCCCCGCUGUUUGUUGACUGUUUAAUGCAUAUAUUGACCUGCAAUCGAUUACCUGCUCUGCAAGUGUUUUCAGUUCUCUGCCAUGGAUUCGCUGAUUGUCCUUUAGACGGGUCUCAGGGUUAUGCAUCUGUGAAAUGGAAACCACGUAGAAGACUCCUCUGCAGCACCCAACAUGCUUUGGCGGCAGCUCUGAAUUCCAAGCCCAAAACGACCUGUUUGUACAGCUUGUAUGUGUGCGGGAGGGUAAAAACAGGGAAUCAUAAGUAAAAUAAAUAAUUUUGCAUAUGGUGGA
This is a messenger RNA of Rhineura floridana, 2162 nucleotides long. RefSeq lists its product as uncharacterized. NCBI's taxonomy places the organism in Eukaryota, Metazoa, Chordata, Lepidosauria, Squamata, Rhineuridae. The record is from RefSeq and is a predicted model, not a curated record. Bases 1496 to 2137 code for a protein of 213 amino acids. The transcript has 3 exons.